AUGGGGACACGAGGACCGACCCCCAUCGUGGUGUUGGGACACAGGAACAAGGGCUCCGACCCCAUCGUGGUGUUGGGACACGGGAACAAGGGCUCCGACCCCGUCGUGAUACUGGCGUAUGAGCGGGGUGAGGUGCGGGAGAGCCUCUCGCCCUACACAGGGCGCGUGGCCUUUGCCUCGGCCCCCACGCAGAGCGCCACCAUCAUCCUCAAUGCCACACGGGCCUCCGACGCUGGCGUCUACCAGUGCAGCGUCACCAACCCGCCCGACUGGCAGGCACCCAGCGUCGGCCUCAUCCGGCUCACUGUGCUUGUGCCACCCUCCAGCCCCGAGCACUCACGCGAUGGCAGUGCUGAGCCAGGCGGCCGCAUGCGCCUGGGCUGCGCCGUGCGUGAAGCUGGGCCCCGUACCGGGGGGGCCCUGCUGACGCUGCCCAUCCCACGGGGGCCAGGGGAGCUCCGGGCGCUGCUGACCCUGCACAACGUGACAGCCGGGACCGCGGGGCUGUACCGCUGCACCGUGGCCAACGCCUUGGGUGCUGCCUCCUGCACCCUGGAGCUCCGUGUCGGCACUGCUGCCCGCAGCACGCCAGGCAUGGCCGUGGGUAUCUCGGUCACGCUCACUAUGGCGCUGGUGCUCCUGGCCCUCUUUGCCCUGGCCCUCUGGCUGCAUCACCAGAGCAGCCACAAGCAGCCAGAGGAAGAAGAGGAGGAAGGGUCCUACAAUGAGAUCAGGAUCGACAGCUUUGCCCCGGGGCGCCUGGUUGUCUCCAAGCCCCCUGCCGGCGAGGCCACCCUGGCUCCACGGCCUGCUGGGCCCCUCUGGGUCUUCACCACCUCCACCCCUUGCACCACAUACGCCCACCCGACGGGAACCAGCACCCGCCACCCGCACAGAGCAGCCCGGCAGAAGGCUCCUCGGCCAGCAGCAAGGAAGAGGAAGGACGCUGGCUUCCUGCGUGCCGCCAGGAGCACCCUGGGGUUGCAACAAACCCCAUCCCUGAGAGGGGGACCAGAAGGACGAGCCUGGGCACAAGCCAGGUGA
Molecule: messenger RNA, 1044 nt
Organism: Struthio camelus australis
Lineage: Eukaryota; Metazoa; Chordata; Aves; Struthioniformes; Struthionidae
Source: RefSeq, a predicted model, not a curated record